Molecule: messenger RNA, 390 nt
Organism: Salvia splendens (bonfire salvia)
Lineage: Eukaryota; Viridiplantae; Streptophyta; Magnoliopsida; Lamiales; Lamiaceae
Product: doublesex and mab-3 related transcription factor 3, truncated
Exons: 2
Coding region: 1-390 (129 amino acids)
Source: RefSeq, a predicted model, not a curated record
AUGGUAAUCGAGAGAGCAAACUCCUCAACUCAGAGUGGGAAACCACCGCCGUCAUUCCGGUCGGCGCUCCACACCGUCCGUAAACCUACCAAGAAGCCCAUCGCUCCGCCUCCACCAGCCCCACCAAGAAUCUACAAGGUGGCGCCAGUCGAGUUGAAGGAUGUGGUUCAGAAGCUGACAGGUUCGGUCGAGGUCCAGCCCACCCGGCUGCUGCGGGAGGUGGCGCCGCCCCCUCUCAGCCUCCACCCACCGCAUCAUUCAGAAAAUGAGGAGAAAAAGAGCCAGAAAUCAACGGACGGUUGUUUUGGGAUUCUAAGCCCGCUCGGGUUUAGCAUAUCGCUGUUCGGCUAUGCUUCUCAGUCCAGGAACACUUGCUUCCUUCGACCCUAG